This is a messenger RNA of Saitoella complicata NRRL Y-17804, 1143 nucleotides long. RefSeq lists its product as uncharacterized. The coding region runs from base 79 to 999 and encodes 306 amino acids. The record is from RefSeq and is a predicted model, not a curated record. The transcript has 2 exons. Lineage: Eukaryota; Fungi; Ascomycota; Saitoellomycetes; Saitoellales; Saitoellaceae.
CAGACAGCGAACAACACCUCCAGUCCUUCUCGCUCUCCUUCUCAUUCUCAGUAACCCUAGCAUUCAAUACCAUCCUCGAUGCCGCCCUUCAUCAAAAACCCCUUCAAGCGCUCCACCCAUCCCGAACCAGCCGCGCCCGCCGUGGUGCGCGAAGCUGUAAAUGCGCCAACAGCAGCUGCUGUUGACGAGGAACUACUGAGUCCGGUACCGACGGGAGUUGAGACGGCGAGUGGUCGGAGUUCCGUCGAUGUCGCACGGAUUGCGAGGGGAGAGAGGCUGGAUAGGGAGUUAUCCGAUACCGCAAUCGUUGGUGGAAAGGGGCCUGUACCGAUAAGCGAGUCGAAGAAGGAGCAGGCGUUUAAACUAAACACCUUCCAGAAAGACUCCGGGAUAUAUCUACCCCCCUCACCCCCCGAAGCAACCCGAACAACCGGCUUCCUGUCCGCCCUCCGCCGCAAGAACCCCAGCACAACAACAACCUCCUCCCGCGACCGGAACGAGUCACCAACGAACCUCACACCCGCAGACGAGCAAUUCGUCAUCCCACGCGAGUCACUCGAUGGUUAUCGACGGUCAUUUGAUAUUACGGCGAGUAUGCCCGUUAACGUGGACAGGGAUAGUGCGAGGGAUGGGAGGAGGGGAAGUGGUAUUCGGGCGAGUUUUGAGAGGUUUGGGGGUGGUACUGGACGUUUUUCCCUGGAUUCUGCACGUUCAGCGACACCAGUAGCUACAGCACGUCAACCAAACGUCCCACCAACACUCGCCGAGCCAGUCUCCGCUUCGAACGAGCACACAGCACAAACCGUGGGAACAAAGAGCGACGAGUUCGAGGAGUUACCGUUGGACGACGAACCCGUGACACCAGCAAAGAAGAAGACGGGCUUGUUUGGUUUAGGAGGAAGGUUUGGGCGCGAGAGUCGGGGGAGGAGGGGUGAUCAUGAGGAAAUGGAGGUUGAGUUGGGGCCGGCUACGACGCCCGCGAAGGAGGUGGAGCUUUAGAGGUAGGUGAUGGAGUGAUGGCUCGAGGGCGCAUACAUGAGCGACGUUCGACAUUUGUAUCGAGUUUCAUGGAUUUGUGGGGAGAUUGGGAUGGUUAGGGUAAUGGAGUGGGAUGGUCGGUGCUUGGUAUGCUUAUUAUGGGGU